Messenger RNA from Impatiens glandulifera, 3533 nucleotides. Its product is annotated as B3 domain-containing protein Os07g0563300-like. The record is from RefSeq and is a predicted model, not a curated record. The transcript has 13 exons. NCBI's taxonomy places the organism in Eukaryota, Viridiplantae, Streptophyta, Magnoliopsida, Ericales, Balsaminaceae. Bases 445 to 2997 code for a protein of 850 amino acids. Gene Ontology annotation, molecular function: DNA binding; zinc ion binding.
CGCCAUGGCCCCGUAGGCCAGCUUUCUUCUUCUCUUCUACUACUACUACCACGUGUUUCUGAAGUUAUAUAUACUUGAGUUGAGAGAAUGAAAACUUUUUUGUGUAGAUGAUUCUAUCUAUCUGUCUUUUACGUCCGUUUUCUCUUCCAUUUCCCCUUCAAAAAACCCUCAAGAACGUCUACCCAUUCCACCUCGUGUCUGUGAUCGGCAAAGGGUAGCCAUUGAUGUUACAUUUCUCUCUUUUAAGCCUAAAAAGCUAGGGCUUUUUGAUGGGUCAGACUUCUUUUUUUGUUUUGUUACAGGUGUCUGUCUGUUCGUGGCUGUUCUGAUUAUUUUUGAAUUAUAAACGGGCGAAUAUCGUUCUUGUCGUCUUUCUUGGUUCUUUAUAGUAUUUAUUCUCUUAGGGCUUAUGUUCAGCACGUUCUGUUGCUUUUGAACAUCUCGAUGUCGUCUCCUUCGACGACGGUUACGAGGGUUUGUUUCAAUUCCAUCUGUAAUAAUGUUUUAUCGCCGCCGAGGAGAGGGUGGCGCCGCCGGACGGGGGAGUUCGCUGACCUGUGUGAUCGAUGCGCAUCUGCAUAUGAAGAAGGAAAAUUCUGCGAGACUUUCCAUUUGAGUGCUUCAGGUUGGAGGUGUUGUGAGUCUUGCGCAAAGCAAAUUCACUGUGGGUGCAUAGUCUCCUUCCAUUUGUUUGUAUUGUUGGAUGGCGGGGGAAUAGAAUGUAUAACUUGUACAAGGAAGAGUUUCAUUCUGACACCAAAUCCUGCAUGGCCACCACCUUCUCUUUUCCUCCCCGCGCAGCCUGAAAGAAACAAAGACCACUCUGCGAAAAACUGGAGUCACCUUGCUGGAUCAGGUCCAGUGCCAUGGCGACAAGCACCCAAUUUAUUCAGUUCAAUCGUUCAGCCUGAAUUGCAACAACGAGUUCCUGUUGAAGCUAGCAAUAAGCAUCACACAAAUCUUGUUUUAGAUAACAAAAAGCUGUCUGAUUUUUCUGGUAGGUUUCUGAAUGGAGCUUUGAAACUUCGUUCAGCAGAAUCACUUGAGAAAGGGAAAGCUGGGAUGGACGAAUUGGAGCAAUCUAAUCACUGUAUAAACCAGAAGGGAAAUUUCUCGAAGAAUGAUGAAUCUAUGCUGAAAUAUGGUUUGGCUAUGCCAUCUGUUUCACCAUAUGAAGUAAAUGACCUAACAAAGCUUUCUAAAACUCAUCUGCCUCUCUCAACUCCUCCAGAACUAGAAUUUGGUGGGAAUUGUGUUUUUGAUCCAUCCAAUGAAGCUCAGUUACGAAAUGGAAUGGGACGAGGUGAUAAUCGGCCAAAAGGACAGUUACUUUCUAGGUAUUCACCCAGGCUAACAGCGCCUGAGUUGCAACAUAUAUCUGCAGAUCCAAAUUAUGUGAUCACUCCUUUAUUUGAGAAGAUGUUAAGUGCAAGUGAUGCUGGGAGAAUUGGUCGAUUGGUACUUCCUAAAAAGUGUGCCGAGGCCUACUUUCCACCAAUUUCUCAUCCGGAAGGUUUACCACUCAAAGUCCAAGACUUGCAAGGAAAAGAAUGGGUAUUUCAGUUUCGAUUUUGGCCUAAUAACAGCAGCAGAAUGUAUGUUUUAGAGGGUGUCACUCCUUGUAUACAGGCAAUGCAAUUGCAAGCUGGUGAUAUAGUGACAUUCAGUCGACUUGGAAGAGAAGGGAAGUUGAUCAUGGGUUUCAGGAAAGCUUCUAAUGCUCCAAACAAGGGAAACGAGACUGACAAUGCUAUUAACGGAGAUGCUAAAAAAUGUAAGGCUGGUGAAAUUGUAUCAAUGGUCAAUGCUGAUUUAGUCAAUCCAGCUAGUCCAGGUUCAAAGAAUGAUAAAUCUGAACAAGCUGGGGAUAAAUCUUCUUCGCGCAUCAGGAGGAAGAAAAAUGCUCUUGGUCCGAAGAUCAAACGGAAAAAGACUGGAGAUGGAGACCUAAUAGAGCUGAAGCUGACUUGGGAAGACGCUCAAGCUUUAAUACGCCCACCUACUAAUCAUAUCCCAUCUAUGGUUAUUAUUCAAGGCAUUGAAUUUGAAGAAUAUGAGGUUGAACCAGUUAUUGGGAGGCCAACAUUUUUUGUUAAAAAUGGCAUCAGUGAAAAUGUCCAAUGGGCUCAAUGUGACGAGUGUUUCAAGUGGCGUAAAAUUCCCAUUGACGCUCUAUUACCUUCUAGAUGGACUUGUUCAGAGAACUUAUGGUAUCCACAGAGAUCUUUGUGUUCAGCACCACAAGAAUUGGAAACAAAACAUCUUGAAGAGUUGUUAUCAAGAAAUAUCAAUGCUGCUUCCAAGAAAAUGAAGGGUGCCAAACAGGACCCAAAUGGAAUCCAAGUUGUGGAUGGGCUUGACAGACUUCCUAACCUAGCCAUCCUAGAAGAAGGUGAGAUGAUGGUUCCAGCAACAACCACCCAAGAGACCACAAAGCAUCCGCGUCAUAAAGUUGGGUGUACUUGUAUUGUCUGCUCUCAACCGCCCAGUGGAGGGCCAAGACACAAGCAGAACUGCGAAUGCACUGUUUGCCAAACAGUAAAGCGUCGCUUCCAAACAUUUAUGCUGAGGCGCGAGAAAAACAAAUCAGAUACAGAGGUGGAAACCGAUACAAGGACAGACCAGCAGCAGAGUAUAGAUGAAGAUAUAAAUGAUAAAUCAGGUGAUAAAGUAGCAACGGAAGAGGAAGAGAUAGGCAAAAUGAUCUGUCACAUUUCACCACUAAAAGGGCAGAUUGACCUGAAUAGCCAGCCAGAUAAGGACGAAGAGCUAUCUCCUGGUUCGGAAUUUGGAAACUCGAGAAAGACAAUUGAAGAUGGUUUUGGCUUCGACCCUAACAUGAAAGUUAAUGAUAAUAAUAAUAGUAGAAACAGGAAUAUGAAUAGGGAAAAAAUGGGUAGUGUAGAAGAAGCUGUAGGGAACGAAACAACUAACAGGAGGAUGAGUUUUGGUACUUUUCCUGAGAAUGCAUCAUCGGCCACCUCUACACCACAAUGAAUGGAUAGGAAGGAUAAGAUAAGAUUAAACUUGGUAACAGAAUUUUUUCUUUCUUUCUAACUUUUGUACAUUCGAGGAUAUUGACCGACAGAAGAACACCACAGGUGCCUGAAGCAGAUGUGUUGUACAUAAAGAGGUAAAAAGGAAGCCCCAAACCAUUGAAUUUUGCUGAGUAUGGUGUAUACCAUAUGGUUUGCAUUUAGGGGAGGAGAAAGAUAAAGAAAUGAUUAUGGGUAGUAGAGAGGUUGCUGAAUGUUGUUAUAGAAUUGGGCUGUUCCUUUUUGCUAGCUCUGUUGCUAGUGCCUAGUAGAAUUAACUAUAUGGAUAAAUAUGUUAUGUCCAGGUUCAGGUUCAAAUUCUCUCCAGUUUAUGUUUUUCUUUUGGUAACAAAAAACAAGAUCCUUAUGGGUUUGGGUCUGGAUCCAAAUACUUUUUUUUUUGAACGUGAACUCAUCUGUAAUUGUUUUUACAGAUUCUUUUGAAACACUUUUUUUUCCCUUUCAAAGUAUAACUAUUGGAAACAAGACUUAAUUACA